This is a messenger RNA of Musca domestica (house fly), 1611 nucleotides long. It is a transcript of the gene Tgs1, whose product is annotated as trimethylguanosine synthase. The transcript has a single exon. Gene Ontology annotation, molecular function: RNA cap trimethylguanosine synthase activity. Gene Ontology annotation, cellular component: nucleus. The record is from RefSeq and is a predicted model, not a curated record. NCBI's taxonomy places the organism in Eukaryota, Metazoa, Arthropoda, Insecta, Diptera, Muscidae. The coding region runs from base 1 to 1503 and encodes 500 amino acids. Gene Ontology annotation, biological process: 7-methylguanosine RNA capping; 7-methylguanosine cap hypermethylation.
AUGACUCAACAUUUUGUUGAAUCAAAAUCAAAAGUACCUCAAUUUUUUGGCUUUUCUGAAAUUUUUAAUGAGCAGGAUGAUCAUAGUUUGUUAAUAAAUUCCAUACAAGAGGACUUUGAUAAAUGGCAACAGGAUAAUUGGAUGAAAUACUGGAACAAAGAGGGUGAGAAUAUUGUACUGGAGACUUGGAAUGAAAAGUACAAGGAAUUUUUAAGAGAAGGGGAUGCAAAUUUGGAUAAAAAAGACAUACAGUUGGAAUCUAUAAAAGGGGGAAAAGUUGUGGAGUCAGGCGAAAGCAGCGUUGACAAUCAAAUAGCACAAGAAGAAUAUUCCCAAAGCUGGAAUGAAUUGUGGGAUCAACACAGAGAGGAAAUUUAUUUUGAACAGUAUUUACUCUACACAACAAUACUCUACAAUUAUUUUUUGGAAUUAAAAAACUCCCUAGAACAUAUACUACCCAUUGAAGAAGCAAUCGAAGAGGAGGAGGAGGAAGACGAAGACAAUAACAAGUACUCAUCGAAUGAGUAUAACAACUUAUCCGAAGAAUUGGAACAAUUAAAACUUUUAGGUUUACCAACAGCUUUUGGGGGUCGACCACAAAAUUCAGCUAAGAAAUCCAAAAAACUGCACAAAACUCUACACUUUAGCGAUUUCUUUUCCGAGUCGGAUAUUGAGAACACAUCUAGCGAAUCUGAAAUGGAAGAUAUUUCGGCGAGUACUUUGCCGCCUUUGCAAGAGGAGGAAAACGACUCAUCAUCGCUGCAUGCCACAGAGAACAAUGCAAUUAGAAAAGUGCAGCAGAAAUCCCAAAAGAAAAAGAAAAAUCGUAAACUAAAGAAUAUUCCAGCAUUCCUUAUUGAAGAAAAAGGUAUGCUCAAGUAUUGGCGUAAACGUUUUAGUCUAUUCUCCCGUUUUGAUGAGGGCAUACGUCUUGACCGUGAAAGUUGGUUUUCUGUCACCCCCGAAAAAGUGGCAAAACAUUUGGCUGAACGUCUACAAACCAGUAUUCUUGUUGAUGGCUUUUGUGGCAGUGGAGGAAAUGCCAUACAAUUUGCAUUGACUUGUGACAAAGUAAUCGCCAUCGACAUAGAUCCACUUAAAUUGGAAAUGGCCAAACAUAAUGCCAAGAUUUACAAUGUAUCGCACAAAAUAGAAUUCAUAUGCGGAGAUUUUCUUCAAAUUGCUUCCACGGGUAAGUUAAAAGCUGAUACUGUCUUUCUCAGCCCACCCUGGGGUGGACCGAAAUAUAAAAACAAAAAGGAUUAUGAUAUUGAAAAGUAUCUGCUGCCAGUCAAGGCAUCCGAGUUGGUUGAAGCGGCAAGGCACAUUUCGCAAAAUGUGGCAUUGUUCCUACCGCGCAACUCUAAUUUGAAGCAGAUUAUUAAACUGGCUGGCGUUGGAAAUCGCUGUGAAAUUGAGCACAGUUAUUUAGAUUCACGUUUGGUGGCCAUUACGGCCCUGUAUGGUGAAGAUAUUUUAAAAAAUAAAUCUUCUGAAACAUAGUUUUGUCCCUCGCUAUUAAAUUAUUUUUAAACUUGACCAAAUAAAAUUCUGUUAUUUUUGUAUAAAUAAUAUUAAACCAGUAAUUUAAAAUAAAAUUUUUAAUCAUUA